CAAGCGCGGACGUUCCGUGGCGUUGGCGCCUCAGGCAUCUAGGACCUUAAUAUCCAUACACUUAUUCCAUCUGUCUGCUACAACUGUAGCCAGUGAACAGUCUUCUUUUUCUUCUUGUUCUUUUCCUUCUUCUCAAUAUUUCAUUCAUAUCUACCUGCUCCAUUACUCUGAUAGAUGGUAGCAUGAGCAGCCGCUGCUCAGUGCCACAACAAACUUCCAAGCAGUGAUAGGAUUAUCAAAGCAUGACACCAAACAAAUGUUACGUUGAGCCUCAACCUGUAUUCGCAUACAUACCAGCAAAUAUCUCGGACUAUACUGUGCCACCACGUUGAAGUCGACUAUGAGUCAUCUAUUCACUUCCCCAACUUCAGGAUUCGGCCAUACAUUAUCUUUUCGAGCAAGCCUGUACCACAAGCCAUCAAAUGAUAGGAAGCAAGAUACCGCUGAAGACGAUGAUACAGAUGACCUCGACGAGAGCAGGUUAGACGACGACAAGGACGAACAUGAAGACCAGCAGCAUAGAAACACGCACACACAACGCCAGAGUGUUUCUGCCCCAUCUAGCAAAAAAGUCCUAUCAACAUUAGAAGAAGAACAAUAUCGAACCGCAGGCCUUCACACAAACGAUGAGAUUCCUCCUGCCCCUUUCCCGCAUCGACCCGUUAGAAAGACUGCACCCAGAAUCACUGAUCCAUACCUGCAGAAACAACUCGCAGGACUGAACCCCCCAAUCUUUGUCCCAGGCAGAGCCAGCAUCGCAGACUAUGCUCGCCAUAACGGCGAGAAGCUGUCCACGAAUCUCAAAUCUCGCCAUAUCGGCGUCCUCAACGCAGCCCUGCAUAAAUGCCUAUCAGAAGGCGAUUACUCACGUGCCAGUCGUAUUUGGGCCCUUCUCCUCCGCAGCACUGUCAACAGCCGACCUUUCGACAUCCGUAGAGACGAAAACUGGCGCAUAGGCGCGGAGAUCUUGUUACAGCUGCAUCCUUACAUCGAUCCAUUCGAUGAAAAGUAUUCCCACCAUCAGAAUGCGGGCGAGGACGACGAGGAAGACGAAGACAAUGGCAAACCUCUUUUCAGCGAAGAAGGAUACCGACAGGCGCGACAGUACUAUGAACGCCUCAUCAUUCAGUAUCCCAUCGCGAAGGUCUCCUAUGACAUCAACGCCCGCCGUGUCAACGCACUGACGUUCUACCCUACUAUGUUCUCACUGUGGAUCACACAGAUCGUGGAUAACAGUAAACGUAUGCGAUACGAGUUCUUACGCUCAACCUCGAUUUCUAAUGAGUCUACGCCGAUAGAGCACUCCGACUCUGAAAUAUCGAGUUCCGAUAGUCAUAGCCGUGAAAUGAAGCGUGAAGAAAAGAAAAAGCGAGAAUUCCAACGCAUCAAGGAUUCGGAGCUUGCAGAUGUUCGUAAACUUGCAGAACGGCUCGACCAGCUAGUGUUCUCACCUCCCACAGAUCGCGACGUUACGCUUCUGUAUAUUCGUGGCAUGGUGCAUGUCUGGAUGGGAGACCUUCUACUCAUUGAAGAACCGGAUAGCGACGCCGAGGCAGCUAUGCACAGCAAUCAUCUCCAGAGUGUCAAGCUCCGUAAAGAUGAGAUUGCAGAUGCUGUGGCUCGUUUCAGGGAGGUGAUAAAACUAGGAGGGAUGAGGUAUCCUCAGCUGGAGAUACUGGAGGCUGAGAUUGAGGAGCGUGAUGUAGAUGAGAGUAUUUGAAUGGCUCACUACUUGCUGUCUAAACCUGAUCGCAGGUUGUAGGCCAAUGACUGGAGGAUUAAUUUCAUGACGAAGAUAUAUUAUAUAUUGUCUUGUGGAAGGCCCGAUAGGCCAUCUUUACAUCGAAGAAAGAAUUGUGGAAUAUGGAACACUGCCGACCAAGCUGUCCAGGCCAUCUGCAGAUUGUGUUUACACCAGACC
This is a messenger RNA of Pseudovirgaria hyperparasitica, 1921 nucleotides long. RefSeq lists its product as uncharacterized. Gene Ontology annotation, biological process: transcription initiation at RNA polymerase I promoter; nucleolar large rRNA transcription by RNA polymerase I. Lineage: Eukaryota; Fungi; Ascomycota; Dothideomycetes; Acrospermales; Acrospermaceae. Gene Ontology annotation, molecular function: RNA polymerase I general transcription initiation factor activity; RNA polymerase I core promoter sequence-specific DNA binding; TBP-class protein binding. The transcript has a single exon. The record is from RefSeq and is a predicted model, not a curated record. Gene Ontology annotation, cellular component: RNA polymerase I core factor complex. Bases 341 to 1720 code for a protein of 459 amino acids.